AUGACUAGUUCUCCGGCGUUUCCGGUUUUAGGGAAUAGCUUCAGGCCCGAGUGGAGUGAUUUUGACGCUAUACACGGUGCGGAAAAGAAUACCAGCAACUCGUCUCGGGAUCCGUUUGCUAUCUCCUUUAAUCUUGUGCGGAAUAUAGCACGGGAAAAAUUCGGUUACGAACUCCAGUGCGACCUUGUUGAGCCUCAGCCAUCUCCUCUGAGGAAACCACUUUCUCUUGGAUUGCUGCGACAGUCCAGUGCAGUUUCGCAGAUCUCCCAUUACACACUAUCUGACGUGCGUCAGUUACUUAAAACUUUGAUUCAUUCGAACACAGUAAAUGAACUUGUCGAUAUUCCUGACCUUGAGGAAGUGGCAAUUGCGCUUUUCAAGAGCUCCCAUCAAGACGUUUGUCUAGACAAUAUAGACGUAAGCGCUGCCAAAAUAUCUCUCGACCGUGUUGCACUUCUUUUUGCGGCUCUUGCACUAGGCUGCCCCUCACAAUCGGACGAGCCUGUGCUACUAGCAUUUUUGGAGCUUUCCACGUCCUUACUUGAGGAUUAUACGAGCGAGCCGACAUUUGACCUAGCUCUUACGCUCCUUCUACAACACGCAUGUGUUCUACGUACGGGUACCUCUAACCGUAGUCGAACGCUCAUUUCGCAAGCGGUCCGAGUAGCCCAUGAUCUAGGUAUUAAUCGAGGCUUUCACACUGGAGACGCUCUCCGAGCAUCGCAAUUCUACUUGCUUCUUUAUUUUGCCGACCAGUACAGUAGCCUGACACACAACACCGCGCCAUGCAUCAAACCAGACGAUUAUCUUACUGACCUCUACCUACCGCUUGUGGAAGCGUAUCCACGCCUGAAUAAUUUGGUCAAACUACUGACACUAAAUGGAGAGGUGUUUUACAAGUUACGUAGCCUCUCCUACACGCAACAAAACAUCAAUUCUCUUGAGGCAGAAAUUGGGACCGUCUGCAGCAGAAUUGGUAAAUUGCUUCGAGACGAGCGGCACGGGAACGAAGGGUUUGGGAUUGAAUAUACGACGCUGGUUCAGAUUCACAUGUUCUGGUCACGCAUAUUACUUCGUGUCCCUUUACUCAUGUCCCAGGAGCACUGGCUUUGCUCUCUCAGCAUUUGCKUUCGAGCCUCUCAGAUGCUUCUGUCUGUCUAUCUUAAAAUGCUAGGUCCUACCAUCCAUGAUCUAGCAAAGGAAGUCAGUGGUAGCGAUGGCUCACAUUUGACAUCACAAUUGCGGAAAGCCACGAUAUUGCCGCCCACCUGGCGCCAGGUCUGCCGGAUUACCACAUCAGUUUUCGUAAUUAUGUACGCAUUCUGGCACAGCGAGGUGUCAUAUGAAGAGGCCGCCCACUCCUGCGCCUGCGCCAUAUUCCUGCUCGAGUUUCAUCGUACUAGGUGGGCGAAAAAUGUCGAACCAGUACAGGCUGCCAUUAGAUCCUUAGCCGCACUCAGUGAUCUCCAGCUUCAUGAUCCGAUGGAAAGUCUGCUUCGUCCUGGAAAUGAGGCACAUGUAGGGAAUAUCAUUGAUACGGAUUUGAUGAGGUCCGGCGGCCGAGGAACAUUCUAUGGGGCCCAAAGUCAUGACGAGGUUCCCACCAUAUCCUUGGGUGAAGACAACGAUGUCCAAACACUUGCAGGAUGGGAAUAUGAGAUGGGGGAUGUAUUUAAUAUGUCUUCAACGAACUUUGGCAUGUCCUUUCUUUCUGAUUAG
Talaromyces amestolkiae is the source of this 1719-nucleotide messenger RNA. RefSeq lists its product as uncharacterized. Gene Ontology annotation, biological process: DNA-templated transcription. The transcript is spliced from 4 exons. Gene Ontology annotation, molecular function: DNA binding; zinc ion binding. The record is from RefSeq and is a predicted model, not a curated record. The coding region runs from base 1 to 1719 and encodes 572 amino acids. Lineage: Eukaryota; Fungi; Ascomycota; Eurotiomycetes; Eurotiales; Trichocomaceae.